Molecule: messenger RNA, 2129 nt
Organism: Thrips palmi
Lineage: Eukaryota; Metazoa; Arthropoda; Insecta; Thysanoptera; Thripidae
Exons: 11
Coding region: 533-2092 (519 amino acids)
Source: RefSeq, a predicted model, not a curated record
UUUGCUGUAACAACAAAGUUUUUCGUAGAUUCCGUGAUAACGCAAUUUUUUGGUUGAUUUAACGAAAAUUUCGUAACGAGUGCGAAAAAAUUGUGUGGAGAAGCCAAUAAAAAUUGUUAAUUGGACACAGUUUUCUAGGUUUUUCCAAACCAAACGAAUUCGUUCAGACAACUAAUGAGGCCCGUUGUGUGAACGGGUUUAUUUUUCUAUUGUGAAUGGUCUGACCUCGCAGUGUCAACAGACACCGCUAUUUGUUGUAUCAGCUAUUCAUUUUGUUUUUCGAGCUGGUUCUUAUCACGAUUCAACGAACAAAAGUUUGUAUCAGUAUUUAGGUGCCCAUCAAUUCGUGCAACGAAUUUACGCGCCAUUUGAACACAGCCUUGUGCCGUACGCAGCAAACUUCCGUUCACUGAUAUGAAAAAUCGACGUGCCGGUACUUCCAGCUUUUCCGGUGUGUUAAAAGAGAGGACAGUGACGAUGGAUUUGCUAGUUCUUUUCUGUUUGCGUGUCAACCCAGUGGUUUGUUAUCUCGAUGGCAGAAGAGACGGUGCCGGCGCUGCUCCUCAGCUGGGGCAUGAGCCCGGCUGCCAUUCAGCGGUUCAUAGAUGAAGAUAUCUCCAUUGAACAGUUCAGAGCACUCAACGAACUUGCAAUAAAAUUGUUGUUGCCGAAUGUCGCUGACCGGGCUCAGUUCAUGAAACACUUUGAUAAGUGGAAGGAACCGGGAACAAAGAGUUCAGGUCCUCUCUCUAAAGUUAAUGCUGGUGCUAGCACAAGCGGUGAACCGCCCCAAAAGAAGCCACGAAAGGGAAAGGCGAAGGCUACUCUUCCUGUUCACAACCCACCAGCUCAGCCUCUGAGUGUGUCUGAGGAGGAGCCCUCUAUAAACUAUGUUCAUAGAAUUUUGAAAGCUAAGAGAGAAGGAGAGUGGGUGCUAGCUUAUUACAAUUACUAUGGAGAGCUGUCUGACUCAAGUAGGGAUGACUUGUCAAAGCGUAUUAUCACUGCUGAACUCCAGGACGACAAAAAUCAGAGGAUUUCUAGACAACGGUACUCAGAGCUAGCUGAUAUGAUAGUUGAACUUUUCCCAACUGAGACACAUGCAACCUGGUACUCCCUUCAGACUGAAAAGGGGCGCACAUAUGUAGAUGGACGACUUUGGCAUAAAUUUUACAAUACUCGCCGCAAGUAUGCUACAGUUGGAUGGAUUUUAAGGUCAACUCUGGAAGAUGAGAUCUUGGAGGAUGAAGGAUUAGAGUUACCUCAAGAGGAGGAUGAAGAAGAUGAAAACAUCUUGUGGUUGUUUGCCAAUGAUACUCCUUGGAUUGAAGUUCUUUCAAAGUGGGAGCUUUCAAUUGAUCAACGUCAGAAGUACAUGAAGAGAGGGCUCUAUGCCUACACAAAGCUGUUUCCUGCAUUGGAGCUGGAACAUGGCUGGGAGCUUCUUCUACUUGACUCCAAUAUUCGCUAUCCAGACUUUCAAAGAAAGUGCGACACUGAUUGGCCUAAAUUUAUAUCAUUCAUUGAGUCUGAACUUCGUAAGGUCAAGGACUUGGAGUUUCCUGCAGAGUUUCAAACAAAUGAUGAGAGAACUGUUACAGUUCUAGAACAUCUUGCAUUUAUAUUUAAACCUAGAGUAAUGCCAAAGCCUGAGGGGGAGAGACCAAAGUCAAAGUCUGUAGGUAUCUGGAAACCAUCAAGGAAAGAAGUGCAGCUUAGCUUUGUUCUCCGUGUUGAUGACAUUAAGAAUAUCAAGGAGAUUGUGAGCAGCAGGCGAAACGUUCUGAACAAGUAUGGUCAUACACUACAACCAUUCGUCCUUCUUGUUGGUUCUCCACACAACAUUCGACAGAGUUUUGUCAUGCUUGAUGACCUUCGCUGGCCAGUGUCACCACCUCUGAAAGCAGUGGAUGUAUGUUUCAAGCUUUUCUUCGUUCUGAGAGCUGGCUAUCCUGUGGAAUCAAGGCACAUUUGGCUGUACAUCCAACAUUGUGUAUAUUCUCAUGAAUCUUCUGAUGAUUACAAAGGCUGCAGGGGCCUUAAAUCAUUUUUAGCUUCUCACUUUAAAAGCUUUAAACGUUGCUCUUCGUAAACAUGUCUUUGAUAUGUCCUGUAUGUCCUAAAGUGGU